Messenger RNA from Sipha flava (yellow sugarcane aphid), 3786 nucleotides. RefSeq names its product RING finger protein 207-like. NCBI's taxonomy places the organism in Eukaryota, Metazoa, Arthropoda, Insecta, Hemiptera, Aphididae. The transcript is spliced from 14 exons. The record is from RefSeq and is a predicted model, not a curated record. Bases 280 to 3030 code for a protein of 916 amino acids. Gene Ontology annotation, cellular component: perinuclear region of cytoplasm. Gene Ontology annotation, molecular function: transmembrane transporter binding; zinc ion binding; Hsp70 protein binding.
GCCGGGUGCGCGCGCUUUUCGCACCACCCGAUAAUUCCAGGGGGUCGAUAUACAAGAUGCUGUCGGGGGAGCUUGUUUCGGUCCCGAGGUCCUCGGCGACCGUCGCCCAUCGUCGACCGUCGCCGACCGGGGUCUCGGUACGCGCAAAAGCGCACUGCCCGCGCGAUCUCCCGUUGUUGUCAUUUCGUCCGCGCCUGUCUUGGCGACAAGUAUCCCUACUAACGAAACGCUCCACCGCUCGACGGUUCACCUACGCCGGAAGGAAUACGACGUCACGGCAUGACGUCCAACUGCAAUAAUGUACAGGGAACGCCGGAGGCGGAUUCGACGACCGCGACGGCCGGCGACGGUACGUCCGCCUCCACCGCCUCCAGUCGCAACCCUUUGCUGUGCUUCCUGUGCGACGACUACUAUACCGACCCGUGCAUCCUGCUGUGCUUCCACACGUUCUGCGCGAAAUGCGUGCGCGUCAAGAGCCAGGACGGCAGGGUCAUCUGUCCACUGUGCGGAACACAUACCACGCUGAAAGAAGGCGUUCAGCUCCCACCUCCUGAUUAUUUGAUGUGCAAACUAAUCGAAGUAGUAAACGUCGAGAACCCUCCUUGCGCCAACUGUGACAAGCGCGAUACGUCCUCGAUGUACUUCUGUUCUACUUGUGGUCAAGCCUUAUGCAAAUCGUGCCGUGAAAACACCCAUCGCGCUAAAAUGUUUUCUUCGCACGACAUUGUUCAAAUGUCCAAACGUUUGGCAGACAAAACCGAAAUAUGUUCAAAGCACGACGAAAAGAUCAGUUAUUAUUCAAAUACUCAAAAACAUGUGAUUUGUACCAGUUGUGUACGUGAAAAGCCUCCCGACAGUCGCAAGGCAUGCAUAGAUAUAGAUGUAGCUUAUAAUCAAAACUUGAAAAAAUUAGAUAGAGCACUUAUAUCUGUAUACGAUAUGCAGAGUACAAUACGAGAAGGCGUGGUUGCUUGCCACACACUACUGGAGGAGUUGCGACAAAAUACCGACACGGAGAAAUUGACGAUACACAAUUUUGUGCAAGCACUCCAUGACGCUAUAAACAAAAUUCAAACUGACAUGCAUUUAGAAGUCCAACGACAAUAUGAAAUAAAAGAAAGAGCUUUUCGCAAUCAGCUUUUGACUUUAAGUGCAGUGCUUCCAAUUUUGCAACAUCACAUUCUUCUUUGUAGAAAUUUUGUAUCAACUUCAAAUAAAUAUCAUUUUCUUGAGAUUGUAUCUCUAAUGAUUGAUCGAUUAAACACUAUUGUCAAAAUUCCUCAGCCAACAAAGCCUUUAUUAACGAGUACGAUAAAAACGAACUACCGUUCGGAGUUUGCUCAAUGUUUGGAACCUUGGUUCGGUAAAUCAGAAUUAAAUGACUCGUGUAUAUAUGAAUCAUCGAAAAAUAUUAGCAGUCUAGCAGCUAAAUCAAAAGAAAAUUUAAACUUAUCACAUUCUUCAUUACCUAGCAAAAGACAGCAUUCUGCUCUAAAAGCCAAAGCUUUAGAAGGUGAAGGACCUUUUUCCAAUCAUUGUCGAAGUUUUGAUUCUCAAAUCAAAGAACUGGGAACUCAACUGGGAUGUGUUAAAGACCGUUUAAAUGAACUACAGAGGGAAGUGAGAGCUCUUCAAGGUACUAAAUCUCCUGCUGUACCUCCGUUGAUCUUGCGACAUCAAAAUAUCAUCAGGGAUUGUCUGCGUUUGAAUGACACUCUAGAAAGAAACCGAGUAGAACUGGAAAGAUUGAGAUCAGUCUUUCAGACCAUUUGGCAAGAACAGUUGUAUAGAAUUCAUGUUGAACAAGAUAUAUUCCAGUCACAAAUGACUGAUAUUACAAAUUUACAAAGUGAAGUAAAACAAUUGGCGACAUUAGCUCAGCAAUUAGAUCCUUAUGUCAAACGCUUAACAUCUAAGCCAAAUAAUAACGACAUGGCUGAUUUAAAAAGCUUAUUAGAUCGACUAAGUUCAUUGCAACAAUCUCAAAGAUUUCCAAUGGGGUGCCAUAAAAUAGAAUCACACUGCAUGAGCAGUUCAUCACCUUUAUCCGACAAUGUAUAUGUAAAAGAUAAUACACUAGAGACUCCAGUAAGAGAAAAAGAUCAACAAAUAUUAUACUUUCAUAAGACACAAUCUACAAAAAAUGUAUUAUCCCAUAAGGUGGAUAAAGUGUGUACACGUGAUAAAACGUUUCAAGAGUUUAGAGAAAGAAGCAAAUCCGAAGGCCGUAUAAAAGAUUGUCCCAUUCGGUCCAAAGCGAAAAGUGUUGCCAACGAAGAAUGCGUGAAAAACACAAGAGCAUGUUCUUUAUAUCAAAUGAUUGAUAUUCGUGAUGUCCAACAUCUUGCUGCACAAUCAACUUCUAAUAUACAUGAUUCAAAUAUUGAAAUGUCUGAUAGACUAAGAGAAUACUUAAAAGAUCAUCUGAAAAAAAAAAUGAACUUUGAGAUUAUAAAAGACAAUAAAGAUAACCAAAAAUCGGAACUUAAACAAACGUUUGAGUAUAUUGAAGGAAUGAUUGGAGAGGUUGAAACCAUUAGUUGCGAACCAAAAGUUUGCCGUAAACAAGGAGGAAAAUUUCACAAGAAGGCCAUGCCACUACCACCUGAAGAUCCUAUGCCCAUACCCGUGGCUGCUCCGAGAAGAUAUAAACGUUAUCCACAUUCAGAUACGGAAGAUGGUGCUAUGCAUCAAGAACCUAUUUCAUUCAGGCGUACUACUUCCCCCGAGGGUGAUAAAAGCACACGCACAUCAAAUUCAGUUCGUUGCCGAUCCAAAAAAACAGGUCCUGUCCGCAAACAAAGAUCGUGGGAAACGUUCCCAACUAGGAAGAAAUCAGUCACUCCGGAGCCUAGUAAAUUUUGUCGCGACCCAGAAUCUUUUCGCAGUCAAUUCGAUCUAAACACUUUUCAAGAUGGGUUACGGAAAGCAGAUAGUUUUGAAGGACAUGAAGAAGCUGUAAGUUCACUUGUAAGAGAGUUUCAUAAAGUUCGAUCGUUGGACAAAAAAUCGAAGAAAGUAGAUCUAUAAAUAAUUAAAAAAUCAAUAAAAAAAAUUAAUCAAAUUAGACAAUAGUUGUAAAAUGUUUUUGUGGUUAAUAUUUUUAUUCGAUAAUAAUAUUAAGUCAGAAAAUAUGAGUUUGGAGCAGUAUUCAAUUGUGAAAGAAAUUGUUGUUAUUAUAAAUAUAACUUUCGUCUAUUUUUAAAUUAUAAUUUUAUUCAUUUUUUUUUUUUAGAGGAAAUGUCAAUAAUUCAAAUUUUACAAAUUAAGUGCUUUUAAACGAAACUUUUAUGCAAAAUUCUUAGCUUUGCUUUUUUCGUAUAAAUUGAAAAUGUUUUUCAAAUUAAAUUUUUGUUGAUAAUAUGUUAUGUAGUUUAAGUUGUCGCUAGAGUAUUAUUAUUUGCAUUUAAUGUUGUCUCUUUCGUGCGUUUACCAUAGUAAUGUAUGCAAUACUUUAACAGUUAGUACGGUAUAUCUUGAUAUACUAUCGUUUUGUAAAUGACACAAAACAUGUUUCAUUACACAUUAGUUAUAAUAGUCAGUGUGUACUGUAAAUAUUUAGAUCUUAUUGUGUGCAACAAGUAAUUUUUAACGCACGUGCGUAAUUUUAUUUUUCAUUUAAAUUCUAAGUGUUUUUGAUGUAACGUAAUUGAGUUACGCUUUUUUGACAUUAUUUAUGAUGGCUAAAAAAAAUUAACAUUAAAUUAUAUGUUUUUUAUACUAUCGAAUUUUUACUUUUUCGGUAUAUAAUUUCAUAGUAUAUCAGUGUAAUGUAAUAUAUCUAUU